This is a messenger RNA of Sphaerulina musiva SO2202, 2252 nucleotides long. RefSeq lists its product as uncharacterized. Lineage: Eukaryota; Fungi; Ascomycota; Dothideomycetes; Mycosphaerellales; Mycosphaerellaceae. Gene Ontology annotation, molecular function: zinc ion transmembrane transporter activity. Bases 128 to 1750 code for a protein of 540 amino acids. Gene Ontology annotation, cellular component: membrane; Golgi apparatus. Gene Ontology annotation, biological process: intracellular zinc ion homeostasis; transmembrane transport; zinc ion transport. The transcript is spliced from 2 exons. The record is from RefSeq and is a predicted model, not a curated record.
CACCUUGCAACGUUCAACCACACGAAUCGUCAAAGCGGUGUUGAGCGGCGACUCUAUGUAUAUGCAUGCCAUCUCUAGCUCUAGAGGUAGCCCUACGUUCCUUUUGAUCUCCUGAUCGACAAGCACAAUGUCUAGUUCCAAUCUCCCCAUCCCGCUCCCUCCACGAACGCCUACGCCGCCUACGCCUCUGCCAGAAGAGCCUCCCUCGCCGACGACAUCUUCUUGGAAGCCUCGUCCGGGUACAAUAGGGCUUGGACUCCACCAGCACAACGACAGCGCCAGCAGUCUUGCGCCCAGCAUACAAGAACACCCCGACUACGAUUUCAGGACUGGUAUCAAUGACAGUCCGGCGCGCAGGGCGGCGGACGCGCAGUAUGUGGGAUUGGGACCCGAGACUGGCAAGACCGAUUCCACUGCCUCUAUGCUGUCACCAGAGAGCGCGACGUUUAGCAUCAAUGGGGGCUUGAGCCCGUCUGGAACGAUGUACAGUCCUAAUACGCCGCAGACUGCCUCGACCGAUGGAGGAUUUGGAAGCAUCGACAGCAAUACCACUGGGCAGACUGUGACGAACCCGUUCAACUUCACGCCGGUGCAAUAUGAACGAAGCAACUCGAUCACGAGUAUCGGUGGCACGAGGAGCGAGAAGCUGGUGGGAAGACGAGGACACAAAUACAGGCAUUCUUCCAUUCAUGCCAGUCAUAUGGAAGGUAUUUUCAAGCCCCCACAAGCGAGUAGGACGCCGCUUGCCGUGCCCGCGAGUCUGCCUAUGCCGACGAGGAAAGAAGCGUGGUGGAGCAUGACGAAACAGCAGACAACGAGGUUGAUCUGGUGUAUGUGUCAUUUCCUGAUUGCUGGCUACGUACAAUUUUCUGGAGCCGGAUCACUCGCCAUGACGGCUUUGAGUAGGCUACUCCUGUUUGAUGCUGCUGGCGCUACAGUAUGUGUCGUGGUGGAUGUUAUGGGAAAUUUCGAAGUCUGGAAGCGGAGCUCAAUCAAGCAUCCAUUUGGGUUGGAACGUGCGGAUGUGUUGGCGGGAUUCGGCAUGGCGGUAUUCAUUGGUUUCAUGGGAUUGGACGUGAUCAGCCAUGGAAUUCAGCACUGGCUGGAAAACCUAGGCACGCACGUCGCUCACUCUGCGCAUGAGCACGAACGAGUGGGAACAGCAAACGUGGACUUUGCCAGUCUGCUCUCCAUCGGCAGCACGCUGGUCUCUGCUGUUCUAUUGAAAAACCACGCUCGCAUGGGUAAAGCUAUGCGUGUCGGACUCCUAGCAGGCUGGGGCAAGAUUCUGGGAAAUCCAUCGCAUUUCCUCACAUUAUCCUGCUCGCUCGCGAUUCUUGCGCUACCAUUCUUCACCACGAAGUACUACGCAGCGUUUGACUUUGCACUCUCGGUCGUCACGGCAACAUUCAUGUUACUCACGGGCGCCCGCCUGGGGACAUCACUAUCUUCCAUGCUCCUCAUGUCAGCGCGAAGCCCUUCCGAUGACAUACACGCGUUGCGAGACAUUGCGGAUGAUGUCGCCAACUGCGAUCCCAGCAUCACGAAUGUGGACGAGGCGAGGUUCUGGCAGGUGCACUACGGCAGUGGCAUGGCGAAUCUGAAGCUGAGGUACAGGAAGAGCAGGGGCGGAUAUGGAAUGACUGAUGACCUGACGAGGAUACGACAGAAUGUCACAAAGCUGGUGCAGAAGAGGCUGAGUGGACUGAGGUGGGACGUGAGUGUACAGCUGAGUGUGGAGACGGAUUAAGCUGUUCAUAGAGGAUCGAUGCUGCAGGAUGGGAUUCCCGACUGGUUGUAUAGAAUAUGAGGGCAUCUUACAGGUACCUUAGCUGACCGUAGUAGCGGCAACGAAACCAAGACUUCGAUUGAUACAGACGACUACAUCAAAAAUGCAGACACGUCUCGUUGAUAAGGUACCUUAUACAUGCACCCGGGUAAUCCAUGAAAGCUGAUGCGGAAAAAUGGAAAUGGGCGACACAUAUGGUCAUCAAGAUGUCAAGGACAGGUACCUUCUCAAAUUGGACCAGCCCUUUGUGAAGGUUUUCAAGAUUGCGAGCGAUAACGAAGGCCGAGGACACGAUUGGCAACAAGAAGAUGCAAAGUUUGAAGAGGCGUGCAAAUCUGGGUAUACCGGCGUCCAACCCAGAAUAGGAAGGCAAGCAAAUUUAAGCAUGCACAUGCAGCAGAAGCAAAUCGAGCGUCGGCCUUGGACAAGAUAAGGUGUUUAGUGGCGCGCCUUGUGAUGGCUA